This is a messenger RNA of Alternaria alternata, 883 nucleotides long. RefSeq lists its product as hypothetical. The transcript has 4 exons. The record is from RefSeq and is a predicted model, not a curated record. NCBI's taxonomy places the organism in Eukaryota, Fungi, Ascomycota, Dothideomycetes, Pleosporales, Pleosporaceae. The coding region runs from base 135 to 593 and encodes 152 amino acids.
AAGCGCUUCUUCUCCACAGAUUGUGAAUAGGCGUCCAAUUUCGGGGCAGGCUCACGGCGUCGACGUGCCGUCUGUAGUUCGUUGAGGCGCUGUUUCGUCUUUCUUACCUAAGGCCCUACGCCAUUUGGUGCCACAUGCCACUCUUCAAGGUUCAUUUUCCGCAAGGGCUCCACCACAGCGAUGGGUUUUGCACGUUGCUCCACCAUGAUGGAAUGCCCAGGCACAGGCCUUCCAAGAUUCGAUGGGAGCGGGGGCCUGUCCUUGCUUCUGCCCUUGAGCGGAGCGCGCAACAUGGGCACACACCGCUUCUCGUCUCAAGGCCUUCUCUUCCGCCUACCGAUUUGGAACAUCUCGUACCUCGCCACCGUGUCGGUAGUGCAUCCCCCGAGUCCAGCCUAGCCGGGCUAUCGAUUGCCUGCACGUGGGUGGAAUCUCCUACCACUUCCGAGCGCGCACUAACAUGCACCCUUACCCGUACCAUCAUUAAUCAUACCAGAUGUUCUUUUCUCAUACCAGAGCCAAAAAAGCACCAUACAAUGCAUACCAAUUACCCAACUAAAGCUCUUGCCAUGGUAAAUUUGCUGCGACCAUAGGCGGCUUGCAGACCCCACCAGCCACAGCAGUAUCGCGAUCCGUUUGGAGUAACUUCGGAAGCCACUUCGCCUUCACCUGGAUAACCGGAUUGCUCCUAGAACGUGACGAGAUGAUGAUGUUGAUUCGGUCUCGGGCUCCAGCCUGGGCCAAGGAUGGACAAGUGCUCGUAUCCGCACAUCUUCUCGUACCCAUGCCAUGGCAUGAUCGGAAAACUUCGAAUUAUGCGUCGGCGCUUUCCAGUUUUCGGGCAGAUUAAACGCGCAUCAUCGUAUAAGAUUGGGAUGCUCUU